Messenger RNA from Lactuca sativa (garden lettuce), 1600 nucleotides. Its product is annotated as arabinogalactan O-methyltransferase 2. The record is from RefSeq and is a predicted model, not a curated record. Lineage: Eukaryota; Viridiplantae; Streptophyta; Magnoliopsida; Asterales; Asteraceae. Gene Ontology annotation, biological process: xylan biosynthetic process.
UUAAUUGGGUUAUUCAAUUUGGAUUCCAAAAAAUUGUUCAAGAUGUGUUCUCGAUCGAGAGGACAACGUAACCCAUGGACUAUUUAAUAAAGUCAAAUAUAAACCCACAAUCCGUUUAUAUGAAUAUGAUUCGUUUAGGAUAUAUUUUAUAUUAAUAAUAGGUCAAACAAAUUAGCUAUAAAGAAAACCCAAAUUAUUAAAACCUUUGAUGAACUUUUCAGUCAUUUUCCGUUAACAAAACAAUAUACUAUAUUACAUUAUUUAAAAAAAAUAUUAUUAUAGUGAUGUUUAAUACAUUUAAAUUUAUAUAAAAAUAUACUUAGCGGGUGGGUUGGUGGUUGGCUUUCCAUACUGCUACUGCCCAACAAUCAUCAUGCUUCCAGCUUAAGCGAUUCCAAUCUUCAUCUGCACUCAACCCAAAAUAAACAAACAAACACCACCACCAUGUUUAAUUGCAAAAUCCCCACCCUUUUCAAUCCUCCCUUAGUUGUUAAAAGAAGCUUCCAAAGGAAAGAGAAAAAGAAAAGCAUUACAUCAAAACAAAAACAAAAAAAAAUGCUCCAUUUUUGCCACAGCCACUGUUGCAUUUGCAUUCAAGGUUUCUCCAGAUAUGGUACUUGCAAAAAGGAAAAUCAUCCUUCCUCUUGUUUUUCUUCUCGUAAUCAUCUCCAUUCUUAGACUACUCAAACUCACAAUCACCUCAUCAUCUUUUUCAUCUCCCACACUUUUUAUAAACAAAUCAUCCACAUCCAUAUUUUCACCUACUACCAUCGUUUCCAAGCUGAAGCAAACCCACGAACCACCACUCACCCGAAAGGAGAUCCAAUUUCUAAUGGAUAUAAUCCUUCACAAAUCUCCAUGUAACCUUCUUGUUUUCGGGCUACAAGACCAGUACCUCAAGCUACAUGCCAUUAAUGGAGGUGGUACCACAGUUUUUAUAGAUGACAAUCCAGAAAACCUAAACAAAUUGAAAGGGAGUUCCAAUUCUAAUGACACCCUACAAGUUUACAGAGUUGAGUACAACACAUAUGCCAAGGACGCAUACAGGUUGCUGAAGCACGCAAGAUCAAACUCAAGCUGUGAUCUUCGUUCUGGGAUAACAAGUUUGAUGAAGGAAUGUAAGCUUGGGUUAACAGUAGUAACAGGGAUGCCAUUGGAAGUGGUGAAGAUGAAGUGGGAUGUGAUUGUUGUGGAUGGACCAGAUGGAGAUGGACCAGAGUCACCAGGAAGAAUGGGUUCUAUUUUUAUGGCAGGUGUUUUAGCCAAUGGGACCAAUGUGGUUGUUCAUGAUGUUGAUCGAAUGAUUGAGAAGUGGUUUUCUUGGGAGUUUUUGUGCCAUGAGAAUUUGGUUUCCUCUAAAGGGAGAUUUUGGAAUUUUAGGAUACCUCACCAGAUUAUUAGAAACAAUUCUAGCAAAUUUUGUGAAGCAUAGACAAGUUAUGUAGCUAUGAUAUAUAUAUUUUUCGAAUUUCAAUCAUACAAUACAAUGCUACGUUUUUUGAAGUCACUAAUUCAUUGGUAGAUUAUGAAAACACUUGUUUUAGCCCAAUAGUAAUGGCUAUUUAGAUUUAAUUUCAAUGAAAGACACUUCUCUUGUCUA